Cladocopium goreaui is the source of this 3483-nucleotide messenger RNA. NCBI's taxonomy places the organism in Eukaryota, Dinophyceae, Suessiales, Symbiodiniaceae. The record is from the annotation of a GenBank genome assembly.
AAGGAAACCAUGGAGUUGGCGGAGCUUCGACGACGGAACGAAAGUUUCGAUGUUGACGCUCUACGAGAACGAGCCUUCAAAGCACUGAACCAGCGUGGAUUGUCGAUUGAGCUUUUUACGAUGCUGGUGAAGCGUGGUGGUGUGAACAUCCAGCAGUUGCAUACCAUUGCAGAUCCCUGGCAACCGCCAGAGAAGUACGAUGGCCCGGCUUUGUUGGUGCUGGCACCCGACUCACAGGAGUUUGCAAGCGCCAAAGAAAUCAACGCCCAGUUCUGCACUGCCAUGGAGGUCGCUUCUGGCGCAGGAAGCCACUACAACAUGAUGCAGGGAGCGCAAGCUGCUGUACAAGCUCACCUGGUGAAGGAGUUCCUUCAGAGGUUGUCUGGGAUGGACUUGUCCAGCCCGGCUGCGCCGGCUGCACCGGCUGUGCUCAGUCAAACAAAGCCAGCCACAGAGGCAGCGAAGAAAGAAACAGUUGGAGAAGACAAACUUCUCAUCCUCAGGCGUGGUGCUCCAGAGCUUCCAAAAGUUUACAUGGUUCAUGGUCUAGAUGGCGAUGUGAUGAGCGGCGGUGCAACGUUCAAGACCAUCGCAGCACAUUUGGAGCCCUGCAGGGUUGGCGCCUUGAUCUACGACUCCGAGGCCUUGGCCUGCGAUUCGGUCCCUGCACUGUGCAGUCUAUACAACUCGCGUGUCCUGGCCGACUCAGAAAGCUUCAGCAAUGGUUCAGCCAGCAGUCCCGUAAUCGUAGCAGGAUACUCCUUCGGCUGUGUUCUUGCACAUCAGAUGGGAUACCAGCUGCGGCAGGCUGGAGUCAAUGUCGCUGUGGUGCUAUUUGAUUUGGAGGUCACGUGGCCGCCGCCACAAACAAACUCGCGAGUUGGAGGGUAUGAUUUCCUUGGAGGGGAGGCCGAGGCCAUCCUGCUGAUUGCACGUGGAUUCGGCAAAUUUGAGUUUGCUGUCAAGGAAGCGAUGGAGCUCGCAGAGCUUCAACGACGGAAUGAGAGUUUUGAUGUGGAUGCUCUGCGAGAACGAGCUUUUCAAGCACUCAACCAACGGGGAAUGUCCUUUGAGCUCUUCACAUUGCUGGUGAAACGUGGCGGUGUCAACAUCCAGCAACUGCACAGCAUCGCGGAUCCGUGGCAACCGCCAGAGCAGUAUGAAGGCCCAGCUCUACUGGUGCUUGCACCGGACUCGCAGGAGUUUGCAAGCGCCAAGGAAAUCAAUGCGCAGUUCUGCACAGAAAUGGAGGUCGCUCUGGGUGCAGGCAGCCACUAUAACAUGAUGCAGGGUGCACAAGCCAUGGUACAAGCUCAACUGGUGAAGGACUUCCUGCAGAGGCUGUUUGGAGUCGAUUUUUCCAAUGCGAAUGUGCCGGGAAGCCUGAGCAUUGUUGUGCCUGAGAGCUCGAAGUCUGCGACAGAUGACACUGCUCCGGUUGACUUCGUGCAAGGCAUCCGUGCGCUCCGAGACGGCCCUGAGGGUUCAUGUGCUUAUUUUUUGCAUGGCCUGGAUGGAGAUGCCUUGGGACCGGGGAUGAGUCUAGGAUCUUUGCCCUCUAUGAUGUCUGGUCGUGUUUGCGCUGUCGAGUAUGAUGACGAGGCAUUUGCGUGCGAAAGCAUUGAAGCCCUGUCGAGGCUCUACAAGAGCCGCAUUCUUCAGGACCGAGCCAAGAAGCAAGCCGAGGAUGUGCUGUUGGCUGGUCGUUCGAUGGGUGCUCUCCUGGCAUGCAUGAUCGCUUUGGAGCUUCAGAAGGAACAAAUACGUUGUUCCCUGGUGACUCUUGACUCCGAGGUGAUUUGGCCUUCGAAACUGGACAACAGCUUUUGCUAUGACUGGCUGGGAGGAGAAGUCGAGGCCACGCUCUGGCUCAGCCGGUUGGCCGGUGCCAAAGAUUUCGUGGAGGAACAGGUCCAGUCAGCAGUCACUCGCGGACAUUUAUUCGAUGAGGGCGCUUCAAGGUUGCAGACAGCUGCUUUCGGGCAGAUUGCAUCCAACCUUACUGCCUUCGGAGUAAAUUCCUUGAAGGAGUUUCGCAGCAUUUGCACUCUGGCCAGUUCCAACUGCGCUCGCCUCCGACAACUACUCCGGCCUACAUCAGGCUCAAUGCGGGCACCAAGUGGAAUUUUUGACGGCAAAGUGCUCAUAGUUGCAGGAGAAGAGCGUGGACAGAAACUUCGGCAGGUAGCAAGCUCUCAUUGUCGGAACAUCUCCAUGUGCACUGUCAGCACGGAGGAAGUCUACGUCGGUGAAGCUGCCACAACCAUUGCCAAUGAGAUCUCCUGGUUCUUGCGCUCCCGCUCGCAGGACAGGCGACGAAAACCAGGGCCAGAGGCCACCCCUGACGGUAAGAGUGCAAGGGAGGAAGAGGCGCUGGUAAGUCUUGAAGAAAUCUCCACCGCGACCUACUUGGUUCCAGGACCUGACGGAGGCAUCCUGGGAGAGAUGUUCAACUUGGCGGAAGCUCUCAAUUGCGACUGCCAUUUGGACUUUGAUGAGGAGGCCUGCCGAUACUCGACCCUGCCGGAUGUCGCAGCACUCUUUCUUCGUCGCAUCUUCCAAGACCAGGGAUGGACUUCUGAGGAGGACUUGGUGCACGCCAGGCAGUGCAAGAUGGUUUUGGUGGGCCAUCGAAGUGGCGCUGUUUUGGCAUACGAAAUGGCGAUGCAGCUGCAGAACAUGGAAAUCGAUGUCCGGUUGGUCAUCAUACAAGGUGAAGUGUCCAUGGCUGGCAGUCAGAAAUGGUUGGGCAGCACCUGCGAGGCCACUUUGGCACUGGCGCACCGACUGGGUGCCAAAGACUUCGCGCUGCAAGAAGCAGCAUCCAUGGCUGCGGCGCGGAAGGAAAAACUCGAAGUCUCCAAAGGACGUUUGCAGACAAGAUGUGGCCUUGCCUUUGAUGGUAUUUCUGGAGGUUCCUUGAAUGGACACCCAAAGAAUGGUGUUUUGCUCGACGAUGAUUCCAACAAGCUUCUGAUGAAGGCUUUCUGGAAGGUGUCUGAUCAGCUGAAUGGUAUGUCUGUUGAGGGCUUCAAAGGCCUGAUACAAGACAUUGCUUCACGCAUGGAUUGGUAUAUGAACUUGGGCAGCGGGGGCGAUUUCGCCUUCGAUGGUCCUGCCCUUCUGAUCUUGGGUGACGGGGAAGCUCCCGAAGACGCUGAUGCGAUGAUUGAGAGCAACGCGCUGUAUUGCACAAAUUUAGAAGUCGCUGACGUCUCGGGAGAUGAACACACUUGCUUGAACGAUGACAACAUCAGAAUGCUAGCAGAUCAAAUCAUAGGUUGGCAGACCCAGAGAUGAUCAUCCUGCUGAACCCGAGCUGAUCCAAUCUGAAAACCCGUUUAGGAGAAACAGGUGCCAUAUCUGAUGAAUGGAAGUGAGCGAGUUCUGCAGAUAUUGUAAGACAUUGUAAGAGAGUGAAUCCCGCUGCCGUGCUGCAAGCACAGUCGGAACUUGCGCGUGUACUGCUUCUCUGAAUCCAAC